Sciurus carolinensis (gray squirrel) is the source of this 3748-nucleotide messenger RNA. It is a transcript of the gene Birc2, whose product is annotated as baculoviral IAP repeat containing 2. Lineage: Eukaryota; Metazoa; Chordata; Mammalia; Rodentia; Sciuridae. The transcript has 9 exons. The record is from RefSeq and is a predicted model, not a curated record. The coding region runs from base 1473 to 3263 and encodes 596 amino acids. Gene Ontology annotation, molecular function: ubiquitin protein ligase activity; cysteine-type endopeptidase inhibitor activity involved in apoptotic process. Gene Ontology annotation, biological process: negative regulation of apoptotic process; positive regulation of protein ubiquitination; regulation of cell cycle. Gene Ontology annotation, cellular component: nucleus; cytoplasm.
CACGCGGCAGUUGGCUCACGCCCCGCGGUAGGGCGUACUGACGUCACCGUGCGUCGGCGUUGACCCAGCUGGGGUUGGAGUUUUCGGAACGCCAGAACGCCGCAGAGCUGGUCGGCAUUCGGCUCCGCUUCGUGUAGGUGCCGUUGCUUCCCUGGUCUGAGGAGGCCUCGUAGUCCCCGCCCUGCUUUCGUGCUUUCAGCGCCGGUACUGCGAUUUACAGCCCUGAAGAGUUCCCCCCUACUCAUUUUUUCCCCCUGCAGAAAUGAAUCUCAAUAUGGAGAGUACAAAACUUUAUAAAGGGAUAAAAUCUGAAUUUUAUGGAGUGUAAUUUUGUGUAUGAAUCACAUUUUUAAAAUACUGAGUCUUUGGAAGGAAGCUAGUAAAUUCUGGUACAUUCUGUGUAAACAGUUAUUCUAUUGGUAACAUAUUGUUAGGCAUUCGUGAUAACAAAAGAGCUGUCUUGAUAAAUUAAUUGAUCCAUAAAUUAUAACAUGACUGAUACCAUAUCUGAAAGGUCCUUAAAUGAAGAUCAGUUUAAAGUUUUUAAUUCAAUAUAGAAAGUGUGUGCUGUGGAUAUUUUAUGGCUGAGUUUAUGGAGAAAAUACCAUCAGUUGACCAGGUAUAAAAGAUAUGCAGAGUUAGGAAGAAAUACAAUAUGGUACUGCAGGAAGUAGAAACAAAUAUAAUGUUUAGCAAAGGUAGAAGAGUUAACAUUUCAUAAGCUUUAAACAAAAUUCAUUUGACAUCACAUAUAGCAGGCAUAGAUACAAUAAAGCUUUGGGUGUUGACUUCCCCAAAAGUUGUUAGCUUAAGCUAAUGUAACCCACUUAAGUCAAUUCUGUGAUAAGCUAUGUGAAAUUACUCUUUAAAUAAUGUGACCCUUUGAAGGUUUUAAUUACUCUUAUUUGCUAGAAUAAGAAGGGAUCAUUUUGUAUGUCACAGUAAAGUGCUUGUAAAGGGGAAAAAGCUUACAUUUAACUUUACUUUUGUGGCAUACUCAGUAAUUGUCCUGAUUUCUAGGUUUACCUAACUUGCAACCAAAAGCAAAUUAAAGGCAUAAUUUAGAUAUUCUGUUGUUGCUUAUAAUUUUGAGAAUAUAAACUUCUUUGAAAAACAAAGAAGUUUUUAAUAUUUUUAGAAGUGCAUAAACUUUUUUCAGGCCUUCAAGUCAGUUAUUAUAAGAAAUUAUGAGCAAAUAGCAUGUGGGUUACUUAAAAGUGCUAAUAUAAUCCGAAAGUAUUUGAAAGUGUUUUGGUAAUUUAGGAGAGAUAUUCAUCCCACCUAGAUAUAAAUCUAGUAAAGAGGGUGAGGUGGUUCAAUUAAAUAGGAGUCUAUUUCUUUUUUGUGUAAAAAAGUGAUGAGAAAUUUUAUUUGAAAGUUUUAGCCAUCAGAAAGUACUUCUGCCUACUUAUGCACAAAACUACCUCCAAAGAGUUAUCUGAGAUCCCUUUCAUCAAAAAACAAGGAGUAUAAUGGAAGAUAGCACAAUCCUGUCAAAUUGGACAAGUGACAACAAACAAACAAUGAAGUAUGACUUUUCAUGUGAACUCUACAGAAUGUCCACAUAUUCAACUUUCCCUAUCGGUGUUCCUGUUUCAGAAAGGAGUCUUGCUCGUGCUGGUUUUUAUUAUACUGGUGUGAAAGACAAGGUCAAAUGCUUCUGUUGUGGCCUGAUGCUGGAUAACUGGAAACAAGGAGACAAUCCUAUUGAAAAGCAUAAACAGCUAUAUCCUAGCUGUAGCUUUAUUCAGAAUCUGGUUUCAGCUAGUCUGCAAUCCACCUCUAAGAAUACCUCUCCAAUGGGAAACAGUUUUGCACAUUCAUUGUCUCCUAGUUUGGAACAUAGUGGCUCAUUCAGUGAUUCUUAUUCUAGCCUUUCACCAAAUCCUCUUAAUUCUAGAGCUGUUGAAGACUUUUCUCCUCUGAGGACUAACCCCUACAGUUAUGCAAUGAGUACUGAAGAAGCCAGAUUUCUUACUUAUAAUAUGUGGCCAUUAACCUUUUUGUCACCAUUGGAAUUGGCGAGAGCUGGCUUUUACUACAUAGGACCUGGAGAUAGGGUAGCCUGCUUUGCCUGUGGUGGGAAGCUAAGUAACUGGGAACCAAAGGAUGAUGCUAUGUCAGAACACAGGAGACAUUUUCCCAACUGUCCGUUUUUGGAAAAUUCUCUAGAAACACUGAGGUUUAGUAUUUCAAAUUUGAGCAUGCAGACACAUGCAGCUCGAAUGAGAACAUUUAUGUACUGGCCACCUAGUGUUCCAGUUCAGCCUGAGCAGCUUGCAAGUGCCGGUUUUUAUUAUGUGGAUCGCAAUGAUGAUGUCAAAUGCUUUUGCUGUGAUGGUGGCUUGAGGUGUUGGGAAUCUGGAGAUGAUCCAUGGGUAGAACACGCUAAGUGGUUUCCAAGGUGUGAGUUCUUAAUACGCAUGAAAGGACAAGAGUUUGUUGAUGAGAUUCAAGCUAGAUAUCCUCAUCUUCUUGAACAGCUGUUGUCAACUUCAGAUACUCCUGGAGAAGAAAAUGCUGAACCAAUUGUUCACUUGGGACCUGGAGAAAGUUCUUCUGAAGAUGCCAUCAUGAUGAAUACACCUGUGGUUAAAUCUGCUUUGGAAAUGGGCUUUAGUAGAAAUCUGGUAAAACAGACAGUUCAAAGUAAAAUUCUAACCACUGGAGAGAAUUAUAAAACAGUUAAUGAUAUUGUAUCAGCACUUCUUGAUGCUGAAGAUGAAAGAAGAGAAGAGGAGAAGGAAAGACAAGCUGAGGAAGUGGCAUCAGAUGAUUUGUCAUUAAUACGGAAGAACAGAAUGGCUCUCUUUCAACAGUUGACAUGUGUCCUUCCUAUCCUGGAUCAUCUUUUAAAGGCCAAUGUAAUUAAUAAACAGGAACAUGAUAUUAUUAAACAAAAAACACAGAUACCUUUACAAGCAAGAGAAUUGAUCGAUACCAUUUUAGUUAAAGGAAAUGCUGCAGCCAACAUCUUUAAAAACUGUCUAAAAGAAAUUGACUCUACAUUAUAUGAGAACUUAUUUGUGGAAAAGAAUAUGAAGUAUAUUCCAACAGAAGAUGUUUCAGGUCUGUCACUAGAAGAACAAUUGAGGAGAUUGCAAGAAGAAAGAACCUGUAAAGUGUGUAUGGACAAAGAAGUUUCUAUUGUGUUCAUUCCUUGUGGUCAUCUGGUAGUAUGCCAGGAAUGUGCCCCUUCUCUAAGAAAAUGUCCUAUUUGCAGGGGUAUAAUUAAGGGUACUGUUCGUACAUUUCUCUCAUAAAAGAAAAAUAGGCUGUACAGUAGUUUUUACACAAAAGUCUAAGCUGUCGUUGAACAUUGAAAGCAUCUAACAAAAAAGGAAUGCUUGGUUCUUCAUUUAGUAACAUUUAUGUUCUACUCUGUUUAGGUAUUAAUAAUCUUGUUUCAAAAAAGAUAGUAUUAUAUAUUUAAUCUUAAUCCAUUUAAUUGCAAGAGAAGAUUUGUUUCGUGAACUAAAUCAGUAUAUAAGUGUGAAUGUAGGAAGAAUUAAAGGAGUAGUGUCUGUGCUUGUUAUGGGUCAUUUUGGGUCUUCUUCAUAAAAGUUUUGGGUACUAAAUUGCAGUAUAGUUUAAAAGAACUAUUAAUUAGUAACACUGGAAUUCAUCAGAGUUGUUGCCAGAUUCUUUGGUGCUUUUCACUUGUUUUGUAAAAUAAGGAUUUUUCUGUUACUAAUAAACAAUAUUUUCCCUGAUUUGUUGGAAACAAUAAAAUGCUUUACAAGGAUUA